AUGUUGUCUUGGAUGGUGGAUAGUGGACAUAAGGUGGGGGAUUGUAGAUUGGUGGCUUCUCCAGUGGUGGUGGCUCAUAAAAUGGUGGUUUCUCGUAAGGAGGAUUGUAAAUGGGUGGUCUCUCGUGAGGAGGGUGGUAUACUGGGGGAGGAUACACUAUUGGCGGUGGCUUCUCAUAAGGGGGUUGAUACACUGGUGGUGGUUUCUCAUAAGGGGGUUCAUACACUGGUGGUGGCUUCUCAUGAGGAGGUUGGUAUUCUGGUGGUGGCUUCUCGUGAGGAGGUUGAUAUUCUGGUGGUGGUUUCUCAUGAGGAGGUUCGUAUUCGGGUGGUGGCUUUUCAUGUGGAGGUUGAUAUUCUGGUGGUGGUUUCUCGUGAGGAGGUUGGUAUUCUGGUGGUGGUUUUUCAUGUGGAGGUUGAUAUUCUGGUGGUGGUUUCUCAUGAGGAGGUUGGUAUUCUGGUGGUGGUUUCUCAUGAGGAGGUUGGUAUUCCGGUGGUGGCUUCUCAUGGGGAGGUUGGUAUUCCGGUGGUGGUUUCUCAUGAGGAGGUUGGUACUCCGGUGGUGGCUUCUCAUGAGGAGGUUGGUAUACCGGUGGUGGCUUCUCAUGGGGAGGUUGGUAUUCCGGUGGUGGCUUCUCAUGGGGAGGUUGGUAUUCCGGUGGUGGUUUCUCAUGAGGAGGUUGGUACUCCGGUGGUGGCUUCUCAUGAGGAGGUUGGUAUUCCGGUGGUGGUUUCUCAUGGGGAGGUUGGUACUCCGGUGGUGGCUUCUCAUGAGGAGGUUGGUACUCCGGUGGUGGUUUCUCAUGAGGAGGUUGGUAUUCCGGUGGUGGCUUCUCAUGGGGAGGUUGGUAUUCCGGUGGUGGUUUCUCAUGAGGAGGAUGGUACUCCGGUGGUGGUUUCUCAUGAGGAGGUUGGUAUUCCGGUGGUGGCUUCUCAUGGGGAGGUUGGUAUUCCGGUGGUGGUUUCUCAUGAGGAGGUUGGUACUCCGGUGGUGGUUUCUCAUGAGGAGGUUGGUAUUCCGGUGGUGGCUUCUCAUGGGGAGGUUGGUAUUCCGGUGGUGAUUUCUCAUAAGGAGGUUGGUGUUCCGGUGGUGGCUUCUCAUGAGGAGGUAGGUAUUCUGGAGGUGGUUUCUCAUGAGGUGGUUGGUAUUCUGGUGGUGGCUUUUCAUAUGGUGGUGGUUUUUCAUGAGGAGGCUGGUAUUCAGGUGGUGGUUUUUCAUGAGGAGGCUGGUAUUCGGGUGGUGUGUUUUCAUGAGGAGGCUGGUAUUCAGGUGGUGGCUUCUCAUGAGGAGGAUGGUAUUCUGGUGGUGGCUUCUCAUGAGGAGGUAGGUAUUCCGGUGGGGGCUUGUCAUGAGGAGGUUGGUAUUCCGGUGGUGGCUUCUCAUGAGGUGGCUUGUGAUGAGGAGGUUGAUAUUCUGGUGGUGGAUGCUCAUGAGGUGGCUGGUACUCUAGUGGAGGUUUGUGGUGAUGGGGUGGUUUUGGAUGAGGUGGUUGAUACUCUGGUGGUGGCUUCUCAUAUGGAGGGUGGUGGAGUGGUGGUGGUGGUGGUGGGUAGAAUGGGGGCCUAUAAGAUGGUGGAGGUUGAUAGGUGGGUGGAGGUUCAUAGGAAGGUGGUUUCUGAAAUGGAGGAGGCUCAUAGAAGAUGCGUGGCUUGA
Molecule: messenger RNA, 1653 nt
Organism: Sphenostylis stenocarpa
Lineage: Eukaryota; Viridiplantae; Streptophyta; Magnoliopsida; Fabales; Fabaceae
Source: the annotation of a GenBank genome assembly